Messenger RNA from Lytechinus variegatus (green sea urchin), 1459 nucleotides. RefSeq lists its product as uncharacterized. Gene Ontology annotation, molecular function: nucleic acid binding; zinc ion binding. The record is from RefSeq and is a predicted model, not a curated record. The transcript has a single exon. NCBI's taxonomy places the organism in Eukaryota, Metazoa, Echinodermata, Echinoidea, Temnopleuroida, Toxopneustidae. Bases 1 to 1077 code for a protein of 358 amino acids.
AUGGAAACCAGUUCGAGUUCAUCAUCAGCUACAACUGAGAGUAUGGAUGUUUUGUCCCAAUUCUUCCGCCGUUCAAUUGGAUUACAGAGUAUAUUACAGAGCAACUUACCAAAAUUCCGAGGGAUGCCACAUCAUGCGGAUGAUAUGUCCUUGUCAGAAUGGCUUGAAGAAUUUAAUGGAGUAACUGCUAACCAAAAUAUGGAAAUGAGUAGCAAAGCUCGACUGUUGCUAGAUCACCUUUCAGGACCAGCACGAGAGGAAAUAAUGUGUCUCAGUGAAUCAAAGAGACAGGAUUUUGAUGAAAUAGUAAGUCGUCUGAAAUUGUGCUUUGGCUAUCAGGAAACCACACAGACCCUCAGUAGUCAGUUUCAUAAUCGCAUACAGAGAGAUGGAGAAUCACUUUGUGACUUCAGCCGUGCCCUGAUUCGCACCUACAACAAGAUGGAAAAAGCUGCCACUACACAAGCUCAAGGAGAAGCUUUAAGUCAGUUGAAAAACAAGACCUUAAGUGAUCAAUUUGUCAAUGGUGCCCGGGAGGCUUGGGUGAGGAGAGAGUUGAGGCGAAUACAGAUGAUGCAUGAAAUCGAUGGAUUUGCCAAGAUUCGUGAGGAAGCCCUCAAACUCUUUCAGGAGACUGCCACCACUCAGAGGCCCAGAGUGCGAGAAGCAGAUAUUGAAGUUGGAAGGGCAGUCAUGAAAGAUUCCAUGCUUGUGCAACAGGUAGUAGAACAACAGAAAGCUAUAAUGACGGAGUUGGAGCAACUUAGGGGAGAAGUCGCCAAGCUGAAAGGAGGAAAACCUCAGAGGAAGAGGACUGAUGGACGAUGCUUCAGCUGUGGCCAUAAAGGACAUCUACGACGUGACUGCCCCAACAUACCCACCGGUUCCCCUGCACAUGAAUAUAAUUACUCUGCUGGCAACUGGCAUCAGGAGAAUCAAAGCUUCCCCACUUGGAGCACGGAAUCAGGUACCAUGCAGAAUCAUGGCAGUUUCAACAGGCCAACAGUCUUCCAGUCCUCAUCACAAGGAGCUGCCAGUAUUCCUCACCAACAUAUCGCAUCCCAGGAGGAAAACUAGACCCCUCUGUUGUUGAGGGCCAAACGGCAGAGGACAUUAGAAAGCAAUAUCAUACAGAAGAGCCCAUAGAAGGAACUGUAACCAAUCCACAAACUGAUAUGUCAUUUGGUGGUAAUUCAGAGGAUGUAAAUGAAUCCAGUGGGGCACAAGGCAGACAAACUUCAGUGGCAGAGGUUGUGCCAGCAAUGGAUGAGAUAGUCGACACAGCUGAUUUGAUUUCCGAAAGCCCAGCUGUCAUAGCAGAAGUUGCUGGUGUACCCAUUGGCUGCAUCCUCGACACUGGGGCAGAGGCGUCCAUUAUACCAUCAGACGUGUUUCAUCGACAGUUGGAAGCAGCGGUAGGAGAAGUGAGCCCAUUUAAUAAACCUUUGAAAAUUGUCGG